Molecule: messenger RNA, 1668 nt
Organism: Cryptomeria japonica (Japanese cedar)
Lineage: Eukaryota; Viridiplantae; Streptophyta; Pinopsida; Cupressales; Cupressaceae
Product: cysteine-rich receptor-like protein kinase 25
Exons: 5
Coding region: 1-1668 (555 amino acids)
Biological process (GO): protein phosphorylation
Molecular function (GO): protein kinase activity; ATP binding
Source: RefSeq, a predicted model, not a curated record
AUGAUGAAGUACAACUAUUUUCCUUUUAUUCCUCACAGAGGAUCAACUUUUCUCCCAAUCCUCCACCUUUUGCUGUUUGUAAUUAAUUUUUCUUCUGUUAUAUGUGGCUACAUAUGGCACACCUGCGAUAAUUCCUUAACACCCUCUGAUGGCAGCACCUAUUCCACAAACUUGAAUUUAGUUACCAACGAUCUAUUUCGGAAUGCAUCUCAAAGUUCAGGGUUUAACACUUCUUCCCAUGGCCAAUCUCCCAAUAAGGUCUAUGGUCUAAUCCAGUGUACGGGAAAUAUAUCGACUGUGAAAUGCUCAAACUGUGUGCUGGAAGCGAAUAGGAGUAUCCAGGAACUUUGCGCCAACAACAUAGGUGGGCGAAUAUGGUUGGGUGACUGCUUCAUGCGCUAUCACAACUCUAAUUUUAUUUCAACAAUAGAUACUACCGGACGUAUCUUGGUGAAUGUGAAUAGUAUACCCGAGGACGCUUUCAAGUCCACAAUCAGUAGCCUUUUGUCGAAUCUGUCGAACAGAGCUUACAUCCCUGAAAAUAAGGGAUUCGCUACUGGAUCAGCCAAUUAUUCUGCCUCAGGAGUGUUAUACGGUUUAGUUCAGUGUUGGAGAGAUAUAUCAGUGCAAGAUUGCAGAACUUGUUUGUUUCAAGCAAGAACAAGUAUAAACAAUAUUUCAAACCAAGGAGCCCAGGUUCAGUGGGGAAGUUGCAAGGUAAUAUAUGAGACAAGACCCUUUUUUGACUCUGCUCAGUCGCCCUCUCCCUCCCCUGAGGGAUCCAAUCCAAAUUCUCCCACACCUCCAACUGCUUCCACACCUGUCCUGCCUCCUGUAGUAGCCCCCUCACCUGAUACGGUUAAUGGAACUUCUACAACGAUAUCAAAAGAGAGGCAUGGACUUUCCUCUAAAUCUGGCGUACUUGUGCAAGAGCAACAAUUUGUGUUCAGCUUAGAAUUGUUAGCAGAAGCCACAGAAAAUUUUCAUGACAAAAAUAAACUUGGAAAUGAAGGCUACGGUGCGGUCUACAAGCGGAUAACUAGAGACGGAAAAGAGAUAGCUGUGAAAAAACUUUCUGCCAAAUCUACACAAGGAAACAAAGAAUUUAUGAAUGAAGUGAAACUAGUGGCUAAUGUUCAACACCGAAACCUUGCCAAGCUGCUAGGAUGUUGUGCCGAGGGAAAUGAAAGACUGCUUGUUUAUGAGUAUUUUCCCAACAAGAGCUUGGACACAUUUCUAUUUGCGGUUAUAUGGCUCCAGAGCUAUGUUAUUAAGAAACGAGAAAUGAGAAGGGCAAUGGCAUGGCAACGUGACGAGAAACAGAAGUUUAAAAGCCCUACGAAUAAGCGAUUCGCUACUGGAUCGGCUAAUUAUUCUGCUUCAGAAAUGUUGUAUGGUUUAGUUCAGCGUUGGAGAGAUAUAUCAAUGCAAGAUUGCAGAAUAUGCUUGGAUACAGCAAGAAAUAACGUGACCACUUGCUAUUCUUCGAAAAAAGGAGCCCAGGUUCUACUGGGAAGUUGCAAGUUAAGGUAUGAGACAUACCCUUUUUUCGACUCUACUCAGUCGCCCUCUCCCUCCCUUGAGGAAUCUACUCCAAAUGCUGCCACACCUCCAUCUGCUUCAACACCUGCCCCUCCUCCCACCAAUGGAACUUUUCCGAAGACAUAA